ACAAAUCACAGUCUGAACAUUUCAUCAAAGUCAGAAACUCGUCCGAAUUGUUUGAAAAAUCAAUAGAUAUUGUUGAUGAAGAAUCAAAUUUCAUAUGCCCGCCUCAAUUGCAUUACAAUAAAGAGGUAAUGGCCAUAAUACCGUGCGUCUCCGGGAAGAGGAAGUUUGAAGACCAUGACAAUAAGAGCCAUAAGUCCAAAAAUAUAAUUAAAACAAUUUAUGUAAAUUAUAAUGCCGAUAAGAAUUCGAAUCCUGAAACAGCUGGUAAAAAAAAUGACGAAGAAAAUGAUUCUUCAAAGGAUUCGGUUAGAAAUGUAGAUAUUUGCGAUUUAAAUUUAAAGAAUGAAUUGAUGCGCGGUGUUAUAAGACCAGGACGUACAGGAUCGUUUCGGGCUUACGAUAAUGAAUCGUUAUGGAAUGCCUUGAUGGAUAUAAAGGGAGGUUCUAGUAUCUAUAGGGCUUCGCAAGUUUACAAUGUGCCGCGAAAGACUUUACGAAAUUGGAUGAAGCGCUGGGACAUCAAGAGCAGCUAUCCCAUGCCCAGGCAACUCAAACAAUUUGUAGAUAAUAUGAAAUUAAAAAAGCAGGCUUAAAUUUAUUAUAGCUACUUAAUAACAAUCUAGUCUCGAAUUAUUCAUGUUUAGAUUUUAUACUAUUUUUGAAUUAAGAUAUAUUUUUAAUUCGAUUAAUGUAAUUGUGUAUGAAAUAUGAAAUCCUUUAUUUGGGGAAAGUUUAUUCUAAGAUUCUUUGCCUACUUUCUAAAGUAGUGCUAACA
Ctenocephalides felis (cat flea) is the source of this 775-nucleotide messenger RNA. RefSeq lists its product as uncharacterized. The transcript is spliced from 3 exons. Lineage: Eukaryota; Metazoa; Arthropoda; Insecta; Siphonaptera; Pulicidae. The record is from RefSeq and is a predicted model, not a curated record. The coding region runs from base 129 to 593 and encodes 154 amino acids.